Kazachstania africana CBS 2517 is the source of this 315-nucleotide messenger RNA. It is a transcript of the gene FMP16, whose product is annotated as Fmp16p. The record is from RefSeq and is a predicted model, not a curated record. The coding region runs from base 1 to 315 and encodes 104 amino acids. Lineage: Eukaryota; Fungi; Ascomycota; Saccharomycetes; Saccharomycetales; Saccharomycetaceae. The transcript has a single exon.
AUGCUGGGUCGGUCUCUUACAUCCAAGGCAUCAAUACUCUCUAAAAAUGUGGCUUGCGCAAGACUGUUUUCUGUGAAUGCUACUUUCCUAAAGACUAAAGGUACUAAAGAAAGCUCAGGUGGACAUAAGAAAGAACAUCAGAAUGCAGAAGAAAUGAAGGAACAGCAGUUAUUCGACAAAAAUAAGGAAAAUCUGGAAAAAAUGGAAAGUGACUACAAAUAUAGCGAUUUCCAGAAACCUACCAUGGAAGAACUGAAGAAAAAAGGUGACGAUGCUAGAAUAGAACAAAAUAGACCAGAUGAUGGUGUCUACUGA